Messenger RNA from Cornus florida, 754 nucleotides. Its product is annotated as guanosine deaminase-like. The record is from RefSeq and is a predicted model, not a curated record. Bases 1 to 561 code for a protein of 186 amino acids. The transcript has 5 exons. NCBI's taxonomy places the organism in Eukaryota, Viridiplantae, Streptophyta, Magnoliopsida, Cornales, Cornaceae. Gene Ontology annotation, biological process: purine nucleoside catabolic process. Gene Ontology annotation, molecular function: zinc ion binding; guanosine deaminase activity.
AUGAUCAAGCCCAAAGUGGUGGAAACCAAGGAUGGAAAUAUUUCUGUGGCUACUGCAUUUUCCGGGCAACAAGAAGUUGUACAGGAUAGAGACCACGAAUUCUUAACAAAAGCGGUUGAAGAAGCCUAUAAUGGGGUUGAAUGUGGACAUGGAGGUCCUUUCGGUGCUGUAGUUGUCCGUAACGAUGAAGUAAUUGUGAGUUGUCACAACAUGGUUUCGAAGAAUACAGAUCCAACUGCCCAUGCAGAGGUGACAGCAAUUAGAGAGGCGACUAAAAAGCUGAAUCAGAUUGAGCUUUCAGACUGUGAAAUAUAUGCCUCUUGUGAGCCUUGCCCUAUGUGCUUCGGUGCCAUCCACCUUUCUCGGAUUAAGAGGUUGGUUUAUGGAGCAAAGGCCGAGGCAGCCAUAGCGAUUGGGUUCGAUGAUUUCAUCGCAGAUGCAUUAAGGGGUACUGGCUUCUAUCAAAAAGCAAAUAUGGAAAUUAAAAGAGCAGAUGGGAAUGGGGCAAUCAUUGCUGCACAGGUGUUCGAGAACACGAAGGGAAAGUUCCAAAUGUAUUGAUUUCUUCAGUUGCUUAUGAAGAAAACCUCUAUACUCAUUUUACCAAAAACUAAACAAAACAAAGAAAACCAGAAAGGUGAAAAACUGUAGUUUUUUUUUUUUAAACCCCAGUAAUUAAGAAUAAAAACUGUUGCCUUGAUACACUUUGUAUUUACUCUGAUGGGUUGGUGCUAUCGCCAUUGUUGAUCAUAUU